GGAGGGGAGAACGGAAGAUGGCGCCUUGUGUGGGGGACAAUUUUUUUGGAAUUUCAGAGCACAUGAGGGUUCCGAUUUUAACCAGUGGUUUAUUAUGAAUAAAUCGGAAUGGCUGGUUAGGGGGGCUUUCAGGCUGGAGUUCAGGAGGUGGUUCAGUGGAGUUCAACGACAUAAUCCCUCCCAUUAUUGCAUGGAGCUGGUGAGGAGGAAUGACUUCGAGAGCUACUUGUGUACUCUCCUCCUCCCAAACGACUUGAGAGCCCCUGCAUUCGCGAUAAGAGCUUUCAACGUUGAAAUCGCCCUUAUUCAGGAUCAAACAACGGAAGCAGCUAUCAGUGGAAUGAGAUACAGCUUCUGGAAUGAUACUCUGAAGAAGAUCUACAGUGAUAACCCCCCACAGGCGCCUGUGCCCUUAGAAUUACACCGAAUCCUGAAGACAGUCAAACUCUCCAAACAUUACUUCCAACGUCUGCUGGACGCUAGAUGGAAAAAAUGGCAGUCUUCAGACUUCCCAGACCUGGAGUCACUGGAGAAAUACUCAGAGGACACUGUCUCACCGAUUUAUUACCUCCUCCUCGAGGCGAGAGGCAUCAAAGACAUCAACGUCGAUCAUAUAGCUAGUCACCUGGGAAAGUCCCAGGGAAUCACGACGUUGCUGCGAUCUAUCCCACAUCAUGCCCAAAGAAGGGUCUGUGUCAUCCCCCAGGAGCUCUUGAUAAAGCACAGAGUGCCCACCGAGUCUGUAUUCAGAGGGGAAAUGAGUAAAGAACUGAGUGAUGUCAUUUUCAAUGUUGCAUCACGAGCUCAUCAACAUCUCGAAAAAGCCAAGAAUCUGCGGAAAAAUACGAAGAAAAACUUGUCGAGUAUUUUUCUCCCUGCUGUCAACAUCGAGAAGUACCUGACACAGUUGCAGACAUUCGAUUUCAACGUAUAUUCGUCCAGCCUUCAUAAGAAGGACAAUAUGCUAGCCCUUCAGAUUUUGAAGGCGAAAUUGUUCUCCAUGUGGUGAAGACUCAAAAAAACAUUCAGAACUCAUUUCAAUUGUAUUUAUUAUGGUUUUUAUCAUUCGUUCACUGGAAUAAUUUCUGUACAUAACCUAGAAUAAAAUGUAAUAUAUUGUUGUGGAUUAAAA
Molecule: messenger RNA, 1132 nt
Organism: Diachasmimorpha longicaudata
Lineage: Eukaryota; Metazoa; Arthropoda; Insecta; Hymenoptera; Braconidae
Gene: sicily
Product: NADH dehydrogenase (ubiquinone) complex I, assembly factor 6
Exons: 4
Coding region: 95-1009 (304 amino acids)
Biological process (GO): mitochondrial respiratory chain complex I assembly; biosynthetic process
Cellular component (GO): mitochondrion
Source: RefSeq, a predicted model, not a curated record